AUGGCACAGCAACAAAUUGAAGUAGACAGAAAGAAGUUCUGCUGUUCGAUCUGUCUGGAUCUCCUGAAGGAUCCGGUUUCUAUUCCAUGUGGACACAACUACUGCACUGAUAAAGCAGUGGAGGACAGUCAGGAGACCUUCAGUCAGAUGAUCCGUCUGAUUGAGAAGAGAAGCUCUGAUGUGAAGCAGCAGAUCAGAUCCCAGCAGAAAACUGAAGUGAGUCGAGUCAAAGAGCUUCAGGAGAAGCUGGAGCAGGAGAUCACUGAUCUGAGGAGCAAAGAUGCUGAUCUGGAUCAGCUCUCACACACACAGGAUCACAUCCAGUUUCUACAAAAUUACCCCUCAGUGCCACGUCUCAGUCAGUCUACAGACUCGUCCAGCAUCAGAAUCCGUCCUCUGAAGCACUUUGAGGAUGUGACGGCGGCCGUGUCAAAGGUCAGAGAGGAACUACACAACAUUCUGAGUGAUGAAUGGAUGAAAAUCUCACAGACCAUCAGUGAAGUGGACGUUUUACUGCCACAACCAGAACCAAAAACCAGAACUGAAUUCUUAAAAUAUUCACGUAAAAUCACGCUGGAUCCAAAUUCAGCAAACAAACAUCUGAUUUUAUCUGAAGGAAACAGAAAAGCAACAAAAGUGAAUCAGAAUCAGUUUUAUUCUGAUCAUCCAGACAGAUUCACUGAUGAGUUCCAGGUCCUGAGUGCAGAGAGUCUGACUGGACGUUGUUACUGGGAGGUGAAGUGGAGCAGAGUUGGAGUUUGUGUUUCAGUCACAUACAAGAACAUUAAAAGAACAGGGAGCAGAGAGGAAUGUAUAUUUGGACUCAAUGACAAGUCUUGGGCUUUAUAUUGUUACUUUGAUGGUUAUUCCUUCCUUCAUAACAAUAUUGAAACUCCAGUUUCUGGUCCUCGGUCGUCCACAGUUGGAGUAUAUCUGGAUCAUGGUGCAGGUGUUCUGUCCUUCUACAGCGUCUCUGACACCAUGACUCUCCUCCACAGAGUCCAGACCACGUUCACUCAGCCACUGCAUGAUGGAUUUUGUUUUUACUUUGGAUCUUCUGCUAAGAUCUGUGAGCUCAAAUAAACUGAGGUCAUUUCA
This is a messenger RNA of Thalassophryne amazonica, 1098 nucleotides long. RefSeq names its product tripartite motif-containing protein 16-like. Lineage: Eukaryota; Metazoa; Chordata; Actinopteri; Batrachoidiformes; Batrachoididae. The record is from RefSeq and is a predicted model, not a curated record. Gene Ontology annotation, molecular function: protein binding.